Messenger RNA from Penicillium oxalicum, 660 nucleotides. RefSeq names its product small nuclear ribonucleoprotein-associated protein. The record is from RefSeq and is a predicted model, not a curated record. Gene Ontology annotation, molecular function: RNA binding. The coding region runs from base 1 to 660 and encodes 219 amino acids. The transcript is spliced from 6 exons. Gene Ontology annotation, biological process: mRNA splicing, via spliceosome. Gene Ontology annotation, cellular component: U2 snRNP; catalytic step 2 spliceosome; U4/U6 x U5 tri-snRNP complex. Lineage: Eukaryota; Fungi; Ascomycota; Eurotiomycetes; Eurotiales; Aspergillaceae.
AUGGCCGCCAACAAGCAGGGCAAGAUGCAAAACCUCAUCAACUACCGGAUGAGGGUCACCUUGAACGAUGGUCGACAGAUGACCGGUCAGAUGCUGGCCUUCGACAAGCACAUGAACCUCGUUCUCGCCGACACGGAAGAAUUCCGUCGGAUCAAGCGAAAGUCAAAGCCCGCCUCCGGCCCCUCAAAUGCGCCCCUCGUUGAAGCGGAGGAGAAGCGAACUCUUGGUCUCACCAUUGUUCGUGGUACUCAGGUGGUCUCUUGCUCCGUCGAUGGCCCUCCCCCCGCGGAUCCCUCCACCCGCCUCGGUACUGGCGGCCCUGGACCUGUGGGCGCGACAGCUACCCUCGUUGCUGGGCCCGGCAUCAGCAAGCCCGCUGGUCGUGGCCUGCCCGUCGGACUCGGUGGCCCGGCUGCUGGUGUCGGCGGCCCUCCUCCUCCUCCUGGAGCCUUUGGAGGCUUCCCUCCCGGUGGCUUCCCUGGCGCUCCUCCUCCUGGUUUCGCUGGUCGUGGAGGCCCUCCCGGUGGACCUCCCGGCUUCGCUCCUCCUCCUGGUUUUGCUCCCCAGGGCGCUCCUCCCGGCGCUUUCCAGCCCCCUCCUGGCUUCCAGCCUCCCGGUCAGGGCCGUGGCUUCCCUCCCCCCGGUUUCCAAGGUCGUUAA